CAGCACAUGUCCUGCAGAUCAGGUUGUCAGCUUACAAAUAUAGCCUCUUAGCGCACUGGCGGAGGCUCGGGCAGUUGGAGCGCUUCCGGCUCCAGGGUGGCGCGGCGCAGGGGCUCGGGCUGCAGCGCGGUCACGGGUAAUUUCAUGCUCCCAAAAUGGGACAUAAAGUGGUCGUAUUCGACAUCUCUGUCGUCAGAGCCUUGUGGGAGACGCGUGUCAAGAAGCACAGAGCUUGGCAGAAGAAGGAGGAAGAAAGACUCGAGAAAAGUGCAUUGGAAAAGAUAAAGGAGGAGUGGAACUUCGUGGCGGAGUGCCGGAGGAAAGGCAUCCCCCAGGAGGAGUACUGCAGGAAUGGCUUCGUAGACACCGGCGUGAGGCUUCUGGAAAAGAUCGAGAGGAACUCCCUCGUACGGCGGAGUUUGCCUUCCAAGGAGGGAGGCAAAGGGAGGAGCGCGUUUGUGUUUGAACUCUCGGGGGAGUGCUGGAAGGAACUCCCAGACUCACUCAAGGAGCAGACGCACCUGAAAGAAUGGCACAUAAACAAUACCCUGAUUCAAAUCAUUCCCACCUACAUCAAGCUGUUCCAAGAGAUGAGAGUCCUGGAUCUGCCAAAAAACCACAUCUCCCAUCUUCCAGCUGAAAUAGGCUGUUUGAAGAACCUGAAAGAACUCAAUGUGAGUUUCAACCAUCUGAAGAGCAUUCCUCCAGAACUGGGAGAUUGUGAAAAUCUGGAGAAACUGGAUUGUUCUGGAAAUCUAGAGUUAACUGAGCUCCCCUUUGAAUUAAGUAAUUUGAAGCAAGUGACAUUUGUAGAUAUCUCAGCAAACAAGUUUUCCAGUGUCCCAAUCUGCGUCCUGAGGAUGUCUAAUUUGCAGUGGUUGGAUAUCAGCAACAAUAACCUGAAUGACCUGCCACAAGAUAUAGACAGGCUAGAAGAGCUGCAGACGUUCCUCCUGUAUAAGAACAGGCUGACCUACCUCCCCUACGCCCUGCUUAACCUGAAGAAACUCACCUUGUUAGUCGUCAGCGGGGACGAUUUGGUGGAGCUCCCGACCGCCCUCUGUGACUCAUCCACCCCUUUAAAAUUUGUAAACCUGAUGGACAAUCCUAUUGAUAAAACCCAGUGUCAAGAUGGUGAUGAAAUUAUGGAAAGUGAACAAGAUCGUCAACACUUUGAUAAAGAAUUUAUGAAAGCCUAUAUUGAAGAUCUUAAAGAAAGAGAGUCGGUUCCCAGCUAUACCACCAAAGUAUCCUUCAGCCUUCAGCUUUGAGACCGUCCGUCAGAAGGUGACGGAAUCUCCCCGUUUGUGGAGUUGUGAAUCUUUGUGUUGCGGGUCCGGUCACAGAGAUGUAACGCCUUGUGCUGAAGCAUGGAGUCCAGAAACCAUGGUCAUAACUGUUUGGAAAAGUGAUUUUCAGAUUUCAAAUACAUGAAUACCUCUCUCUGUGGACUGGGGAAUUGAUAAAUGGGUUUAUAUGUUGAUAGUUAAAGGUUCAUUUGCAUACAUUUGCUUCCAAGUAAUGCACAUUUAAUGUUUUAGAAAAUGUACUCUUUUUUAAAAUGAUAACUUAGACCAAAUUCUGAAGUUGAUUGCAUUGUUUUCAGGAAUCAAGGGAUAAAGGGGUUGUGAAAAGAGCGUUUAUAUUGGAUUAGUCAGGUGAGAGUUUAUUUUGGCUUUUUUUUUUUUUUAAGGAGUCGUAAUGCAUUAUUCCUUUUACUGAGAAAAUUGUCCUAAGUAUAUACAAACCUCUAUCUCCAUGUGUUUUAAAUUAAAUCUUGCAAGUGUGGGCUCUCAGGAGAGACUUUGGUUAUAAUCUGGACCUUGAAGAUACAAAGAAGGGUGGGUUUUUUGGUUUCGUUAUUGUUUUUUGCUCUACAAACACUUCUUGA
Molecule: messenger RNA, 1891 nt
Organism: Pteronotus mesoamericanus
Lineage: Eukaryota; Metazoa; Chordata; Mammalia; Chiroptera; Mormoopidae
Gene: LRRC2
Product: leucine rich repeat containing 2
Exons: 9
Coding region: 156-1271 (371 amino acids)
Molecular function (GO): protein binding
Source: RefSeq, a predicted model, not a curated record